UAGAAUGAUGUUAUUUGAUUAAAAAAAAAAAGAUGGAUGUUAUUUAGUUUUGAGAGUUAUUACAAGAACUCGUCCACUUCACCCAAAAAAUGUGUCUAGACAGUUAAAGUUAGUUUGUUACACAUGAAUUAUAGAUCUCUCGCCGCGUACUUUGUUGAUGUGAGAUUUGCGUAAAGUGCUACAUACAUUCUCUUUGGGACUCAACGUCGUGUUGAGGUUUUCCACACCAUCGGCCAAGAGGCCAUCCCAACCUUUUUUUAUGACCAAUAUAUUGUCCACUUAACAUCUACCUAACACGGUUUUGCUUUUAGGGUGAAACAUAAUCACUUAUCAAAAGGUUACAUAUCUCUACAGUGCUUAACACUAAGCACAUUUAACUCUAAAAUUCUCACAACCUAUCGAUUAAAAUUCAUUUGUUAAUGAAAGGAAUGAAAAGGAAAGAAAUUCAUUUGUUAAUGAUGAAACAUAAAUCUCUCUCGGUAUUACAUAAAUUGUGAAGCCAUGAUUCACCCUUUUUUGUUGUUGUUGUUGUUGUUGUUGUUGUGAAGACAUGAGUUGGUACUGGGCCAAAAUCUGGAGGCAAUCCGAAGUUGUAAGCCCUAACCUAAAAGCCCCAAACCUCUCAUCUCUCCUCGCCUCGGCAAUCCGAAGUUAUAGAACCAUUGAGAGUACGAAAAGCUCAACCCCGCCAUCGCCCGGAAUGUCGAACGCGACUGAAGCUCUCCAUCGCAGGCUGACGCAAUUAUUGGAGUCGUUACUCGCCCAUCUCUCCACUACACCAUACGCGCCAACUGAAGGCUCAGCCGUCUCCGUGAAAUUCAUCCUCCAGUCUCUCCUACACAACCCUUCCUCCGGCGCCGGGGAAUCGCAGCUCCAGGAAUCAAUCAGGAAUUUUGUUCUGGCAUCGGCCUUGCUUGCCGCGUCCGAAUCCUCCACUCACGAGUUGCUCUCAUGGAUUCCCCAUCAGCUCUCGGAUGCUGCUACCGCCGGUUUCCGAGAUCUCUCUGAUGUGUAUUGCCAGGGCGAUGACAAUAGGUUGGUCGCAGAGUUAGCGCCGGAGAUUUUGCUGUUGUUGAAGGACAGGAUAAAGGAGAGUUCUAUUGAUAAGGGUACCGAUGGUGAUGAAGUCUCCGCCGCUUCGGCUAGGGUUCCGGUUGGUUUUGCUAUUCUGGCUGCCUAUCAGCUUAGAUGGUUUGUUACUCAGAUUGAUAAGUCGAACUUGGGGAAGCUCUGCAAUUUGGUGAUUCCAUGUGCAUUGACUGCUCUUGAUCAUUGGUCACCGGAGGUGAAGGGCCAAGGGAUGAUAUGUUUCAUUCAUCUAGGGAAGAACGUGAAUGCUGCUGAGUUUGGUGUGUACCAGGAUGUCAUUCUUGAUGCUUGCUGCAAUAACAUUGCAUCUGCUGAUGAAAUAUGGCAUCUUGUGGUGGAAAUAUCUGUGCUUCUGGUGUCGAGCAUCCACCAAAGUAAUCCAAGAAGCCAUUGGUAUGAGAGGAUACUAGGCGAGAUGCUUAGUCACCUGGAGCGUCAGCCAAGAAAUAAGGAACGCCGUGUUGCUUGGCUGACAUUCAUAGAACCACUCUUCCAAAGCAUGGGUCUUGUGUUAUUGGCUCAUUUCAGGAGGCUUUUCCCACUUUUCUUCAAAUGGAUACAUGCUGAUGAUGAUGAAACUGUCCUUCUGGUUCUGAAACGGGUUCAUACAGUCUUGAAGUUAACAUGGAUAAGAAAUACACCAUAUAUCAUGAGAUUGGUGGAUGAGCUUGUUGCGUUGCACAAGGAAGCAGCAUUAAGAGUAUGCCGUGAAGAAAUUAGGACGAGUAUACUUGAGGUCCUGCUCUUACUGAAGCAAUGCAAGGGGCAGCAGUUCACGGCGGCCUGGGAAAAGCACAGGGAUGACUCAAAUCUAGCAGCUUUGUGUUUAUCUUUAACUGAAAUCUCCAUUGAUGAGGAGAGUUCCACCAGCAACGCCUUGAGGAGUGACAGCCCACAAAACUGCCUGCAACUACUAACUACCCACUAAGUUGCUGGAGAACUCGAUGUGUCCUUCCACUAGACUUCAUGUAAAUACGAUCAUUCACCUUCUGUAGAUCGAAUGUACACGUACAGUUAAUUUAUUGCAGACCACGAACAAGGCCAACCUUUAUUACCAAUAUGAAUGACUGUUUCAGCAUGGAUUGUUGCCCCCAAAUACGUGGAUUUUGCUGAAGCGACCAUUUGAUCAGUGGAUUGUUGCCUCAACACAUGGAUUUCUUCUCAUGUCUAUCGGUCAAGAAUAGAAACGAGUUCUUGUGAAGCAAAAGACAGUUGAUCUAUUCCAUAGAAAAAAUAAGGUAACAUCAGUCACCGAGUUUAAACUCUAAACCAUCUUGUAUAGUAAUAAAAUAGCACAUGUGAAAGAGUCAAAGAGAGACAAACUAAUUAUUAAUUACAAAGUAAUAAGGGUAACUUAAUAUCUUUUGCUAACAUUAUGCAGAAGUAUACAAGUAGCCAAUAGAGAUCAAGUUAAUAUCACUGGAACAGUGAACCCCUGAGUAAGUCUUUCAUCAUAAAUUUAAUCAAUAUGACAAAUGUUAAUAACAAACUCUGAUUGUAUGAGGGGGAUGAUUGAAUUCUACAAUCUUUCCUAAAAGAAUAUAAAGUAAAAAAGAGUAAAUGAUAUUCUUCCUCUACAAAACCCAGGCAGGGAGUAAUAGAGAGAGAACUCAUCA
This is a messenger RNA of Linum trigynum, 2705 nucleotides long. NCBI's taxonomy places the organism in Eukaryota, Viridiplantae, Streptophyta, Magnoliopsida, Malpighiales, Linaceae. The record is from the annotation of a GenBank genome assembly.